This is a messenger RNA of Tupaia belangeri chinensis (Chinese tree shrew), 2347 nucleotides long. Its product is annotated as zinc finger protein 181. Gene Ontology annotation, molecular function: RNA polymerase II cis-regulatory region sequence-specific DNA binding; DNA-binding transcription factor activity, RNA polymerase II-specific. Lineage: Eukaryota; Metazoa; Chordata; Mammalia; Scandentia; Tupaiidae. Bases 487 to 2310 code for a protein of 607 amino acids. The transcript has 7 exons. Gene Ontology annotation, cellular component: nucleus. Gene Ontology annotation, biological process: regulation of transcription by RNA polymerase II. The record is from RefSeq and is a predicted model, not a curated record.
GGCGAGCACAACCUGGCUCUGGACGCGGCCGCCGGAACCUGGCUGGGUCCAGAUCUACCCCGCAGUGUGACCUGGGCAGGGCCGUAGGCGUUCGGGCUUCUGGGAGGAAGGACGGGCCGAGCUGCUGGCGCCCUGUGAGCGCGAGGCCCGCGAGUGAGUGACGUGGCCGCGCGCGCAGCCGGCGCCGCUCGCGGCUGUUUUCGCGUCGUCGGGUAACGAAGCUGACGCGCUCCAGGUGUGGAACCCCGAACACGUGAUUCAGGAUCUCCGCGUUUCCGCCUUUGCAGUGGUUUAGAAAAGAAAUUGGGCAGUGUCAAUGCCCACCGUGCAUAAUGGAGGAGAUUGAAUAAGCCGAUGUGCAAUGUUAUUACUGUUGACAAGGCCCACCUAUAAGAGUCUGGAAAGAAGCCUGUGUUGACUAUAGGAAAUUGCAAAGUAAUGUCUCAGUGAGAGAUGUUUGCUUUGGGUAUAUGCUGACCUGCAAAGAUGCAUGUGCUUGCUGGAGAGACAGAGAGACAGAAAAUAUUAAGGAAGAUAGUAUCCCUGUUUCCUUGUAUGUGUAGGACUAGGCUGCUGGCUCCAAGGUGCAGUUACCAUCAAGUCAUAAAGGUGACAUUUAGUGAUGUGGCUAUAGACUUCUCUCAUGAAGAGUGGGGAUGGCUAGAUUCUUCCCAGAGGGAUUUAUACAAGGAUGUGAUGGUCCAGAAUUACAAGAACCUGGUCUCUCUAGCAGGUCUUUCCAUAACCAAGCCAUAUGUGAUCACUUUAUUGGAGGAUGGAAAAGAGCCCUGGAUGGUGGAGGAAAAGCUGUUAAAAGGUAUUUUUCCAAAUGGAGAAUCAAGAUGGCAAAACAAGAAAUUACCAGCAAAGGAGAAUAUUUAUGACAAAGAUUCACCUCAAAUGGUAAUAAAAGGAGAAAUGGUAAAACAAAAUUAUGAAUUUUCAAAUUUUAACAAGGACUGGGACUAUAUAGAGAAAGGUAAGUAUGGAAGUCAAAUAGAACAUUUCAGACCAGUGACCUUCACCUUCAGAGAAAGCCCAAAAGGUGAAAGUGCUUAUAGGUACAAUACAUUUAGAAGCAUUUUGCAUUUAAAUUCUACUUUUUCUGAGCCACAGAGAGUUUCUGCAAAGGGGGAAUCACAUAAAUAUGAUAUAUUGAAGAAGAGCUUGCAAAAAAAGUCAGUUAUAAAGAACCAGAAGGUCAAUGGCAGAAAGAAACUUGUGAAUUCUAAUGAAACUGUGACAGCCUUCAGCCAGAGCAACUCUCUUACUCUUCACCAGACUUGUAAUCGAGAGAAAAUCUAUACAUGUAGUGAAUGUGGGAAAGCCUUUGGCAAACAAUCAAUCCUUAAUCGACACUGGAGAAUUCAUACAGGAGAGAAGCCCUAUGCGUGUCGUGAAUGUGGGAAGACUUUUAGCCAUGGCUCAUCCCUUACUCGACAUCAGAUAAGCCAUAGUGGAGAGAAACCUUACAAAUGUGUUGAAUGUGGGAAGGCUUUUAGCCAUGUUUCAUCACUUACUAAUCAUCAAAGCACUCACACUGGAGAGAAACCGUAUGAAUGUAUGAACUGUGGAAAGUCUUUUAGUCGUGUUUCACAUCUCAUUGAACACCUGAGAAUUCACACUCAAGAAAAACUUUAUGAGUGUCGGAUAUGUGGGAAGGCUUUCAUUCAUAGGUCAUCUCUUAUUCACCAUCAAAAAAUUCAUACUGGAGAGAAACCUUAUGAAUGUAGUGAAUGUGGGAAAGCUUUUUGUUGUAGCUCACACCUUACUCGACAUCAAAGAAUUCAUACUGUAGAGAAACAAUACGAAUGUAACAAAUGUCUGAAAGUCUUUAGUAGCCUCUCAUUUCUCACUCAGCAUCAGAGUAUUCAUACAGAAGAAAAGCCCUUUGAAUGUCAGAAAUGCAGGAAAUCCUUCAACCAUCCUGAAUCACUGAAUAUGCAUUUGAGAAAUCACAUUAGAUUGAAACCUUAUGAAUGCAGUAUAUGUGGGAAAGCCUUCAGUCAUAGGUCAUCCUUGCUUCAACAUCACAGAAUUCAUACUGGAGAGAAACCUUAUGAAUGUAGUAAGUGUGGGAAGACCUUCAGCUGUAGUUCAAACCUUACUGUACAUCAGAGAAUUCAUACUGGGGAAAAGCCUUAUAAAUGUAAUGAAUGUGGGAAGGCUUUUAGCAAAGGCUCAAAUCUUACUGCCCAUCAAAGAAUACAUAGUGGAGAAAAACCCAGUUGUGUAGUUAGUAUAGAAAAGCCUUUCGACCACAUGAAUCAGUAUACAUGUGAGAAAUCAUAUAUGAGAGAAAAUACAUGAGACAGUAUUUGUCAAACUUCAGCCAUAGAUCUUCUCU